CGGAUGGUCAAGAUCUCCCUCCAGCGCAUUUUGAAUAGUCACUGUUUUGCUAGAGAGAAAGAAGGAAACAAAAUGCCCUCCAUGACGUUUAGUAGUAACACUUGUACCGAAAGUUCCAGGCUGUCCUCCACUUCCUGUCGUAACCCUGGUCCGGGGCCUCUGUGGUGUUCCGAUGUCCCUCACCCACCCUUGAAGAUCCCAGGUGGGCGGAAUGCUCAAAGGGAUCACAAUCUUGCAGCUAAUGUACUGUAUUCAGAUAAUCGGCUGAGUGUAACAGAAGAUUUGAAUGCAAACAGCAGGACUAAAAUUCUCCAUUUCCAGUCCAAGCUUACUGAUGCAAGAAUUGUUCACUGGAGAGCAAUACUGAACAACAACAAUCUGUAUAUUGAACUCCCAAGUGGGGUAUUGCCUGAGGGAAGCAAAGAAAGGUAUCUUACCAUCCUGCUUGAAUUUGCAGAAGAACAUCUUCACGUUGAACAUGUCUUUGUUUGCUUCAACAAGAACAGGGAUGAUCGAGCUCCACUACUUCGCACAUUUAGCUUUCUUGGCUUUGAGAUUGUGAGACCUGGACAUCCCCUUGUCCCAAAAAGACCAGAUGCUUUCUUCAUGAUGUAUACAUUUGAAAGAGACUCAUCUGAUGAAGAAUAAACGUGUGCUUUUAUCUUGGCGCUUUGAUGUUCUGGGGUUUUAUUUUCUUUCAUCUGUGAAGGUGUAUUGGUGAAAUUCUGUCUUAUCUGGAAUUACAGCCUUGGGAGAAUCUUAAGGUUCAGUGGUUGGUUAGAUAAUUUCACUUGUACUGUAUCUCUAUUUGCAUGUUAUGAUUAUAGCAAAUAAAUUGCUCGCCAUGAAUUUAACUGCAUACUUUUUUAGUUUUGAGGCUAAUGUUGCAAUAAUAAAAUUUAUUUUACUGUUGAA
This is a messenger RNA of Pristis pectinata (smalltooth sawfish), 915 nucleotides long. RefSeq names its product ornithine decarboxylase antizyme 1a (gene oaz1a). Gene Ontology annotation, cellular component: cytoplasm; nucleus. Gene Ontology annotation, molecular function: ornithine decarboxylase inhibitor activity. The record is from RefSeq and is a predicted model, not a curated record. Lineage: Eukaryota; Metazoa; Chordata; Chondrichthyes; Rhinopristiformes; Pristidae. Gene Ontology annotation, biological process: positive regulation of protein catabolic process.